Molecule: messenger RNA, 1829 nt
Organism: Ixodes scapularis (black-legged tick)
Lineage: Eukaryota; Metazoa; Arthropoda; Arachnida; Ixodida; Ixodidae
Gene: Doa
Product: dual specificity protein kinase CLK2
Exons: 12
Coding region: 215-1663 (482 amino acids)
Biological process (GO): protein phosphorylation
Cellular component (GO): nucleus
Molecular function (GO): ATP binding; protein kinase activity
Source: RefSeq, a predicted model, not a curated record
GUUCAGCUUUCGUGUUUCGUGCGUUUGUUCUACGCCAUUUUGAGCAGGCUUCCUUUUUAAACAUAAAACAGUUAAUUCGACGCCAAGUAAGCGUUUAUAGUGUGUUCUUUGAGUUCGCAACAGUCUCGCGGCCCUACGAAAAAAUAUAUUUCUUUCCGAGGGACCCACAAGUGGCAUCAAGUUGCGGAUUUUGGUGGCUCCGCCGUCCGUAGCGAUGCCUCGGUCACGUAAACGUCACCACUCGCGCUCGGAGUCCCUCGAUUCGAGGAGUUCGACGAGCAGCUAUCGUCACAAGCGUCGAAGGCCUUCCAAAACCGAGCGGUACGGCGGCGCGGGAGGCGGCGGCGGCGGCCACCGCGACGCGAGCCCGGCGUCGCCGUGUUCCUCGUCGACGGCGAGCCGGCGCCGCCACCGGCGCCACAACCACCACCGGGACCACUCGUCGGACGACGACCAGCAGGGACACCGGCGGCGCCGAUCCAGCCGGAGCACGCGACGCCGCGGAGACCGAGGACACCACUCACGGUCUCCAGUGCGGAGGCCACCAAGCGUCGAGGAUGACGAAGAGGGACACCUGGUGUACCGGCCAGGAGACGUGCUCCAGGACAGAUACAAGAUUGUCACCACCCUGGGAGAGGGGACCUUUGGGAAGGUGGUCAAGGUGACCGACAUGCACACUGACCAGACGAUGGCACUGAAGAUCAUAAAGAAUGUGGAGAAGUACCGUGAAGCCGCCAAGCUGGAGAUCAAUGUCCUCGAGAAGCUUGCCAAUUGGGACCCCACGGGCAAACAUCUCUGUGUGAAGAUGUUGGAUUGGUUUGACUUUCACGGCCACAUGUGUCUCGCCUUCGAAAUGCUGGGCCUGAGCGUCUUCGACUUCUUGAAGGACAAUCACUACCAGCCAUACCCCAUCGAUCAAGUGCGUCACAUUGGAUACCAGCUCUGCUACUCCGUCAUGUUCUUGCACGAGAAGCAGCUGACCCACACUGACCUGAAGCCCGAGAACAUCUUGUUUGUCAACUCGGAUUAUGACAUCAGCUACAAUGCCAAGAAGGCAAGUGCCACAGCCUUUGCGAAGCGGGACAUCCGGCGUGUGAAGGACACGCGCAUCAAGCUGAUUGACUUUGGGUCGGCCACCUUCGACGAGGAGCACCACUCCACGAUUGUGUCAACGCGGCACUACCGGGCCCCUGAGGUGAUCCUGGAGCUGGGCUGGAGCCAGAGCUGCGACGUGUGGAGCGUGGGAUGCAUCCUCUUUGAGCUCUGCCUCGGGGUCACCCUGUUCCAGACCCACGACAACCGGGAGCACCUGGCCAUGAUGGAGCGCAUCCUGGGGCCACUGCCCUACCGCAUGUGCCGCAAGACCAAGACGAAGUACUUCUACCACGGCCACCUUGACUGGGACGAGAAGAGUUCUGCGGGCCGCUACGUCAAGGACAACUGCAAACCUCUACGGCGGUACAUGGCCCUGGACGACGAGGACAGCCGGCAGCUGUUCGACCUGAUCUCUCGGAUGCUGGAGUACGAGCCGUCUCAGCGCAUCAGCCUGCUGGAGGCGCUGGACCACCCGUUCUUUGCCUCCCUCCCCGAAGAGUACAAGCUGCACGUGCAGCUGCAGAGGCAGGGUUCAGCCUGCUCCAGAGAGCACAGCCUGAGCAGGUGACCCUAGUGGGACGCCCCCCCCUGGCAAGAGGAAGACGACGACACCAGAGACGACACUGUGCAUAUUCUCCGCAUUCCCCUCUCCCCCCCGCGUCUCUGACCUUCUGUAGAUACUCUUUUCCUGCGUUAGGACGUUAAUAAAAUGGAAAACCUCGCUUUGUUACCAC